Triplophysa dalaica is the source of this 2914-nucleotide messenger RNA. RefSeq names its product core 1 synthase, glycoprotein-N-acetylgalactosamine 3-beta-galactosyltransferase 1, like b (gene c1galt1lb). The record is from RefSeq and is a predicted model, not a curated record. Gene Ontology annotation, cellular component: membrane. Bases 466 to 1602 code for a protein of 378 amino acids. The transcript has 4 exons. Gene Ontology annotation, molecular function: N-acetylgalactosaminide beta-1,3-galactosyltransferase activity. NCBI's taxonomy places the organism in Eukaryota, Metazoa, Chordata, Actinopteri, Cypriniformes, Nemacheilidae.
AGGUUCAGAGUUGACCGACCCUUGUCUCAAGUUCCGGAAACGAUCGGAAUUGUUUUAAUAAAGCGACAGGACUUAGUGGGGCGUGUGUUUUUCAGUACCUGUUAAACAUCAACCGACAUACAGUACAUCCUGAAGGGUUGGCUUUUAAAUAUGUUUUAUAUACGGAACUGAACCUCCCACGUCAACCACGCUUUACUUCGAGAACAUCCAGUUAGCUGGUGGUUAGCUCGAAAACGAUCCCGAUUAACCUAAUUUUCAUGCGUUUAAAAUAAUGAUUUUGCUGCUGCCAUAUCUUGUUUGGCAGUCGGAAUCUUUUAAUCUAGUGGGUUUGCUGUUAUGUUUACUCUGACUUGAAUUGAAGUGGGUUCGGAACAGAAUCCUGCCAUUCUUUUUCACACUUCUGUUAUGGAGGAACCCGAGUAAGAUCUGUUUCUCUGAGGUGGGAGUCUGGCUUUACGGCUCGUCAUGAAAGCUCUAGGCGCGCGGUCCGCGUUCUACGUGGGCUUUGUGGUAGGCACGUGCAGUCUGUACCUGUUCCUGCGUCAGGUCGGGUUCACUCGGAACCUUGGGACUCAUGGAACGGAGCCACACGGGAAAACCGUGGAGGAGAUGAUCGAAGAGGAAAGCAAGAACUGGAAGAAGGAGAGGUCAGCUCUCUUCAACCUCAACCACCCGCACCAUACAGGAGAGGAUGGUUUAUUAGCUGAUGAUCUCUACAAACGUGUGCGUGUUCUGUGUUGGGUUAUGACCAGUCCCAGUAACCUUGAAAAGAAAGCUCGGCACGUGAAAGCCACAUGGAGUCGCCAUUGCAACAUCGUAGUGUUCAUAAGCUCAGUGGAUGAUCCAGAUUUUCCCACAGUUGGCCUUAACACCAAGGAGGGUCGGGAUCAGCUAUACUGGAAAACCAUACGCGCUUUCCACUACGUCAUGGAGAAACACGGGGAUGAGGCGGACUGGUUUCUGAAAGCAGACGAUGAUACUUAUGUUAUUGUAGACAACCUGCGCUGGAUCCUGGCCAAUCAUUCACCCGAAGACCCUAUAUAUUUUGGUCGUCGGUUCAAGCCGUAUGUUAAACAGGGCUACAUGAGCGGUGGGGCUGGAUACGUCCUCAGUAGAGAGGCUCUGAGGAGGUUUGUGGAAGGAUUUAGCAACAAAGUUUGCACACAUACCUCCUCGGUGGAGGACUUGGCUAUGGGACAGUGCAUGGAGAAGGUUGGCGUUUUAGCGGGAGACUCCAGAGACACCAUUCAGAGAGAGACUUUCCACCCAUUUGUACCAGAUUCCCAUCUCACUGGCACAUUUCCCAAGACCUUCUGGUAUUGGAACUACUGUUAUUACCCCAUUGUGCAGGGACCCCAGUGUUGUUCAGAUCUGGCUGUUUCUUUCCACUAUGUGGAUGCAUCUAAAAUGUACAUGCUGGAAUACUACACCUACCACUUGCGUGCCUUUGGCUACAAAUACCGCUAUCAACCCCCUGAACCCCAUAUACCAGAAGACACAGCUCCAGUCCCGGACAAUGUGGAGGUCGUGGACGUGGUGCAAAAUCAGGAGGUAGAAACAGAGGAAGAAAAUAAAUCCCCCGAAAAAAAUGAAAAGCUAUAGCAGCUUUAUGGUUAAAUUUUUUAAGAAAUGACAUUUAAAAUCACUAAAUAACUUUUUGGGAUGGCUUUGGUUGUGAUCUUUCUCCUUUGGUCUAUUUGUUUUGAAUGAUGGCUUAAAAGUCCUCUUUUUACAGCACAGAGAUGCGUGCAUUUAUUUGUGGUUUAAUGAACCGGUACCGUUUGGAAGGGUGUUUCUCUAAAUAAUGCAUUUCAUGUGAAUGUUUAGAUUUAUAUAUACACGUUUGACAGUACAGAAUUGUAUUAAAUGAAGGUUUAAACAUGUAGACCCAGAGUGUGCUGUCCAUGGGAUGUGAUUUUGUUUCUGAGCCCGCCUUAACAGCAUACAAGCAAGAUUUGCACUCUGUGAAUGCGUCUACAUCCCGUGGCAUUUAUUUCUUAUUAUGGGCAUUUUUUUACGCACAAAAUCCGGCCGCCUAUGAUGUAACAGCAAUGCCAUGUUCUGUCUCCAAAAGAAAAGAAAUUCUAUCUUUUUUCUUUUGGUUUAUUCCUAUGAAUCAGUGCCUCUGCUCUGAUCCGGAGAAACAAAGCAUUUCUAAUGUGCAUUCUGUCUCACGUAUCAUGUUUUUUAUAUCUUGCAGUCAAACGCACUCAAGAUCCGGCAGUGUUUCACAAUACCUGUAUAAUAGAUUUGCCAAAGGUGUGGUGAAGUUUAUUUUGAUUGUUUUACUGAUGUAAUCCAAGGUAAACAUCCUUUAGCCCACAUGAAGAUGCUAAAUUUCCUUAAUCUUAAAGUAAAAAGAACUGCUAGAAUAUGACUUAGCUGAACUUAAGGAUUCGUUUGGGUGAGCUGGCAGUGAGCUUUUUUUUGUUUCGGAUGCCUGAUUGUGAAGUUUUGGGUGACCUUCAGUGUGGCAACUUGUGUUCCUGGUACAAUAAUUGUUUACUGAUGUUAAUAUCAUUGCUUUAAUUUCUCAAAUAUCUGCAUAUCAAUUAAACAUGGACCGGUGUUGGUAACUUUCAAACAGAAGCAUCAUCAUAAUAAUGCACUGUAGAAGUCUAUUAUUACUCUAUCUGUCCAUUUUACAUCUAAAUCACAAUGUGAAUGACACUUUUUUUUCCAUUAAACCUCAAGCAGCAAGACAAGUAUUGCUGUUGCCUUGUCAUGAAAACUGUAAUGAAGAACGUUGUUCUGUUUUCCCCCAGAUACAUUUAUCUUUACCUGCCCUUGCUUUUUGGUCUGAGCCCUAUUUAGUUUCGACACUUGGCAAAAUUGUGAAGGGAUUGAAAUGAAGUGUAUUUUAAUAGUUGAACUAUACAAUGAUCUUGAAAUAAAGGAGUUUGAAUAAAUACCA